GGGGCAGCAGAGGCUGGCUUUACAGUAUGGGGCAGAGGGAGGGGGAACCCCCUGGAAGAGCUUUCGCAGGGGUCGGGUCCUGCUGCCCCACGUACCGCCUGUUUGGCUCCCAGCAGUGUCCUGGGGGUGCAGGGUAACCCCCCCCACACUCUGUCCUGCCCCUCCCCCACUCAGUCCUGACCCUCUGUCCUGACCCUCCCCCACUAUGUCCUGCCCCCUCCAUUCUGUCCUGGCCCACCACUCUGUCCUGACCCCCCGUCCUGACCCCUCCAUUCUACCUGCCCCCCGGUCUGUCUGACCCCUCCACUUCGUCCUGACCCCUCUGUGCUGCCCCCCUCCCCGGCUUUGCACUAAUUCUCCCCCUGCCCGCAGCGCUGCAAGGACCGCCUGAACUCCCUGGCCAUCUCGGUGAUGAACCAGUGGCCGGGGGUGAAGCUGCGGGUGACGGAGGGCUGGGACGAGGACGGGCACCACUCGGAGGAGUCGCUGCACUACGAGGGCCGAGCCGUGGACAUCACCACCUCCGACCGGGACCGUAACAAGUACGGGCUGCUGGCGCGCCUGGCCGUGGAGGCCGGCUUCGACUGGGUCUACUAUGAGUCCAAGGCCCACAUCCACUGCUCCGUCAAGUCAGGUAGGGCCGGGGGCCGGGCCGGGCCUGCUCGCGGGCAUGUGGCCGUGGUACCCCAGAGCAGGGAGCCGGGGGCACCUGCUCAGCUGGCACCAGCCCUGGGGCUGGCACCACAGGCCCAACUCCCCUGAACCCUCUGGUCCCCUCC
Chrysemys picta bellii (western painted turtle) is the source of this 779-nucleotide messenger RNA. The record is from RefSeq and is a predicted model, not a curated record. Lineage: Eukaryota; Metazoa; Chordata; Testudines; Emydidae.